AUGUCGCGCCAACUCAUCUCCAGCGAAAAGUUCCCUACCAAGCCUCACAACUGCCCUGCAGUCAAGGUCCCUGGUCUUGUCUUUUGCGCCGGUCAGACUGCCACUGGAGAGAUCAAGCAAGCAACGAAGACUUGCCUGCAGAACCUCAAGGAGGUCCUCGAGCUGUCUGGCUCCUCCAUUGAAAAGGUCGUCAAGUUCAACGUCUACCUUGCCGACAUGAAGGACUUUGCCGCCAUGAACGAGGCCUACAUUGAGUUCCUGCCCCAGCCCAUGCCCUCGCGGUCGUGUUUGCAGGCUGUGGCUCCUGGUGCCGGUACCGUCAUUGAGAUUGAGUGCAUUGCCCAGGCUUAA
Pestalotiopsis fici W106-1 is the source of this 351-nucleotide messenger RNA. RefSeq lists its product as uncharacterized. Gene Ontology annotation, molecular function: deaminase activity. NCBI's taxonomy places the organism in Eukaryota, Fungi, Ascomycota, Sordariomycetes, Amphisphaeriales, Sporocadaceae. The coding region runs from base 1 to 351 and encodes 116 amino acids. The record is from RefSeq and is a predicted model, not a curated record. The transcript is spliced from 3 exons. Gene Ontology annotation, cellular component: mitochondrion; cytosol.